Messenger RNA from Zingiber officinale, 955 nucleotides. Its product is annotated as reticulon-like protein B11. The record is from RefSeq and is a predicted model, not a curated record. The transcript is spliced from 5 exons. NCBI's taxonomy places the organism in Eukaryota, Viridiplantae, Streptophyta, Magnoliopsida, Zingiberales, Zingiberaceae. Bases 41 to 700 code for a protein of 219 amino acids.
CUGUAUACACCAAAAAGUCCAAAACCCCUUCUCCAACGCGAUGGCCGCGAUGCCAGAUCUGGAACACGAUGCUCCUCCGUCGGCCUCCUCACCGUCCCCGCCCGCCCAGAUCCGGCGAUCCCUACACCUUGCCUUCUGCGGCGGCGCAGUGGCCGAUGUGCUCCUUUGGAGGCGGAGGAACGCGGCGGUUUUCGUGGUUGCUGUCGCUACGACUGUGUGGUUCCUCUUCAAUUGGUCCGGCUACAACUUCUUGUCAUUCAUGGCCAAUGCCGUCCUCCUCCUUGUGGCCAUCCUCUUCUUUUGGGCUAAGUCUGCGUUGCUCCUCAACAGGCCUCUUCCGCCCCUUCCUAAUCUCGAGGUUUCCGAUGAGAUGGUCAACAAGGGUGCCGAGAGAGUCCAGGUGUGGCUCAAUCGGAUCUUGGAUAUAGGACACGACAUAGCCAUCGGCAGCGAUAGGAAGGUCUUACUCCAGGUUAUGAUGACCCUGUGGAUCGUCUCCUAUGUUGGAUCUUUAUUCAACUUCAUUACACUUGUCUACAUCGGAGUUCUUUUGGCUAUCACGAUUCCUGCUGUUUAUGACAAGUAUCAAGAUCAUGUCGAUCAAAAGCUUGAAGUUGCACAGAAUGUGGUCUUAAAGCAGUAUGGGAACAUGUUAAGUAGAGUCCAAGAACAAUCAACAAAACGGAAGAAGACCCAAUAAAAAAUUCAUGCCUUCAAAGUCUUUGCCAUGGUUUUUCACAUAGGUAGUCACAUUUCCAGUUCUUAUAUAUAUGUAGUGCAUUUUGCUUCCUUGUCAAUCUUUUUUCCUUUAUGAAAAAAGAAUCACUGAGGUGGCAUCCCUGUCUAACUAUGAAACUUGAUGAUACACAAUCACAGAUACUUAAAUGAAUUUGAUGGAUGACUUUUGUUGACUUUGUGUGUCAUAUUUGAAUGAAUAGUACUUGUUGUUUCUCAA